Messenger RNA from Daphnia magna, 2604 nucleotides. Its product is annotated as lactosylceramide 1,3-N-acetyl-beta-D-glucosaminyltransferase. Gene Ontology annotation, molecular function: hexosyltransferase activity. Lineage: Eukaryota; Metazoa; Arthropoda; Branchiopoda; Diplostraca; Daphniidae. Gene Ontology annotation, cellular component: membrane. The transcript is spliced from 10 exons. The coding region runs from base 1383 to 2408 and encodes 341 amino acids. The record is from RefSeq and is a predicted model, not a curated record.
AUCGUCUACACCCUUAGGGUCGAAGUAGUUACUUUCGUCAUAUAAUAUACGAACUCAACAGGCAUUAUGAAUUUGGCAGUCUAAGGAAUAUAUCACUUUUUACCACAAAAUCUACAAACCUUUACGAGAAUAAACUUAUAGUCAAUUAUGAGUUGGGCAGCAGCUUAUUUGAAUUCGCGUUCCGAAGAAAGUAACAUUUCUGAUUAAGCCAGUGAAAUAUCAACAGAAUCCGAUUAAGAGGACGAUGAAGACGUGGACGCCAAUAGCGAAGACGUUAGUUCUCUAAAACGCCUAAUGUGGUCAUUAUUCCUCAAAAUAGAAACUAGUGAAAAACAGGAUGUCAUGCAAAAGACAGCCAUUUAAUAUUUCCAAAAUAAAAUAUGCUUCAAUGAUAUUUUUAUCCAAAUGUACUAGGCCCUUCAAACUACGUGUUUGAUUUUUGCAUUCUGAUUGUUUUCACUGCAUUGUGCAUCUAGAUUUGAUCUGAUUUUCAUUUAGAGGUGAAAGAAUCUAACCGAUUCCAAGAGAAGGAAUAUUUCACAAGCAUUUUCUCAGACGACGGACAUUCGGUUUGUGAUUGUCGCUGAGGUAGUCGUCUAUUCGGGCUAAAUGGAAGUGUCUUACAUCCGAUAUGAAGUUAAUGUUCCUUAACGUCCUUAUGAACUCGUCCCAAUGGCUUCAAAUGUUGCCGAGUUCACUGGAUUUCGCCCCCAUUGCGGCACCUGGAACGGAUGUCAUUGGCUGCUGCUGUGUCCGCAUGUCAUUGGCUGCGCUGUGUCCGCAUUUGUUCCAGCAGGAUUCACUUGUAUCUGGAACUUCUUCUACCUGAAGCCACUGGAAGAGCACGUCUGAUUCACCUCAUAAACUUUAGAACUCCGCGCUACGUUUUGGGCGUUGCCAAGUUGGUGUGAUGGUUUCAUCUGCCUGGCAAUCGACACGCAUGCAUACAGGUAAAGAAGCUUAAGUUGGUGCCAUUAGAGUCUACUUAUUUCCUUCUUCUGAUCCGCUUCGCAGCGAUGGAUAAAUGGCUGAUGGAAAACGAUAGUCGACUUCCCAUUGAAUGAAACUUGUCCUUCGACUCCGGUGUCAAUUGUCAAAUUGAAUUGCCUCACAUCAGCGCACGCAGUGUUUACUUUUCAUGGGUUUCAAACACAGAUUCGUGAUGCAAGCAAUUUGACCACCUGUACAAUACAGCACGCACGACGUCUCCUUCAAUCAAUUGCAGUGACGGGUUUAGCUUUCAGCAUUUAAUCUGCUUCAUCUAAAUUCAGCUAAUGGCAUUUGUUUUCUCACUUGGACACUCAGCGUUGAGACGAGCCAAAGCCUACACUGCGACCAACCGAUUUGUAUAAGUGUAACAAGCGAGUAAUUAUCGACUGAAAAUGGAACUGGGGAUCAUAACGGCCAUAUUUGUUAUGUGUCGCGUAGCUGACUUUCAAAUGCUGCCAAAUCAGACGGAUUAUAUCGUUAAAAUCCUCAAUGAAGAAAGGAAAGUUCUGUACAAUUACGCAGUUCCAUAUUUGCAUGAUAAUCCAUAUCCAGGAGUGGAAAAGUAUACGCACUACGAAAUGGCUCGUUUAGGGAUGCUGCCAUUAGUGAAUGUCAAACCACUCAUUCCUAAACUGGGCCCAGUCAUCAACGACGUCACGUCUUUCAAAUACCCCAUCACCGUUUCUUCGUGUAAAGGAAGGUCGAGCGACAGUCUGUUGCAGAACAAAAUUCGAGGGGAGAGCACGCUUCAUAGAGAUAUCCUUCAGUUAGACAUUUUGGACUUUUACAGAAAUUUACCUUUUAAAAUGGCAGGAUUGCUGAACUGGAUGAACAUCAAUUGCCCUAAAAUUAGCUUUUUGUUGAAAGUUGAUGAUGAUGUCUACGUCAACGUGCACAAUGUUGCACAGAUGGUUGAAUCCUACCACCAAACGGGUAAGUUCUCUAUGUUUGGUCGCAGUCAGAAUUGUGGAUUCCCUCCUGAUCACUUAAACAAUUUUGGACCAGCAAGAGAUCCAAAUCGGUAUCAAAUAACAUUGGAAGCUUGGCCGUGGCAUACGUAUCCUGAUUACAUAAUCGUGCCAGUCUAUAUGAUACACGGCAGCUCAAUCCUUCCCUUAUUAGCCGCUAUGCAGACGACGCCCGUGAAUCCUUUCGAGGAUGUUUACGUGACGGGAAUUUGUUCAGAAAAAGCUGGGAUUAAAGUCCUUUUUUCGUCUGGUACCACAAGCUUGUAUGCUCAUUCACCAUUUGAUGACGAAUGUGAGGCACGGAAAUAUCUCGCAUGGGACGAUUGGUUAUCACCGCUGUCCCACGAACAGAUCGGCAACCUCUACAGCGGUGCAACCAAUAAAUCAUGUAACAACCCCAAUGCUUCCAUCAAGUUUAACUUCAGAAGCAAUUAUUCUACUUAUCCUUGAACGCGCCAUCAUAGACCAUGUUUAGUUAUGUACUAUUUUGUUUUAGCUGGUAUCACAAAAAAAAACCCCGCCAAACAACACUGAUUUUUACUGCAGUUUUCUAUUUUUUACAUGCAGCGUUUCACGAUUGAUACAAACUUAUUUCGGAAAAUGGGGGAAAAUGGGGAAAAAUAAAACAUUUUAUGAAUGAACGUUA